CCGAAGCGAUCGUGCCCGAGGCUUCGACAAGCCACACGAUUCCCUCCGCGAUAUCUCCCAUUCGUUUCUCCCCCAUUCGACCGUCAUUGUCGUCAUCCGUUCCUCGUAACGUGCGAGCCGUCGGCGCUAGCUUCAAGCUCUUGUUCCCCAGCUCUCCCAAGUCUCGACACUUUGCUUGCAUGACCCUGCGGCCAUUCGCGGCGGAAUUCCAAAGGGACCCCCAACUGAGGAGCCGGCGCGAGUUCCCCAUACAGACAUUUCAUCAAACAGGCAGUGCGCUUGGCGAUUCAUUUCUGUGUCGCGACUUUAGUUUCGCGUAAUGUGGGUCGCGUGUUGAUUCAUUUCGUGUUGCGACUCCGUUUCUUGGGCAGAAGAUGAAAGCGUGGUGAUUUCUUUCGAGUGGUGAUUGGUGGUCAACAUGUCGGCGCUGCCCGUCUGCUCGGCUACUCCUAGCUCUUCUUUGCCCAGCCAGAAUUCGCUAAAUGGAGGACUGCAAUCUUUAAACUUGUUCCAUAAGGACUUCAACCACGGAUGCUUUUCGAGGGACAAGAUUUUUCCGGCUUCAUUGGAUGGAAAGAGCCUUCAAAGACAUGCCUGUAGAACGCAGGCUACUAAACUCUCCUAUACUGACAUUGACAAUGGUGUCGGAAAAUCAGUCUGGGGUUCUUCCAUAGUAACUACCGGCGAACCAUAUGAUGUGGAGAGUAGGCAUCUGAGAUUUGUAGAAAGUUCUGAGCUGCCUUCCAUUCAAGAAGGAGUGAUGGAAUCUACUGAUCAACCGGCUGAAAAUGCUUCCACAUUUUUGGAAUCGAUGGAUGUUGAAAAAGUAUCGACUCCUGAUGUAGCACCAGAUAUUCCUGCCUCAGUUGAUGAGCCCUUUUCCCUAAGUACUGACUUGGUCGACGGUGUAAAAUCCAGUGCUGGGGAUAUCUUUUCCCAAGUCACAGGCUCCAUCAAUGAGUUAGUAAACAAGGGAGAAAGCACUCUGAGAAGCACUUUAGAUUCGAUCUAUUCCUCGGUGGGAACUGCUAUAAAAGGAGCUAAUGAUGCAAUAGACAAUACUUCCAGCAAAGUGUUCUCUAAUGUGAAUCAGAUGGGAGAAGCAGCUGGUGAUAGAUACACAAAUAUCACAAGUGAUCUUAAAGGAGCAGCAACUAAAGCAGCUAUUACUGGUGUUGAUGUGCUGAGACAGACAAUUGUUGUGCUGGAGGAUUCUUUGACCAAGGGUGCUUCCUUUAUUGUUAAUUCUUAUAGUUCUACCAAGCAAAUGCUCCCUCCAGAGUUUAGAGAAAGACUUAAUUUUUCAGAAGAGAAAACAGCGGAAAUUCUGAAACCUGUUGGAGUUGCUUUUCAACAGGUUUACAUGACAAUUGUGGAGCUGGAGAGAAGUCUUGGUUUGGACCCAAAUGAUCCAAUUGUGCCCUCUGCUCUUUUCCUUGGCACUGCUUCCGCCUUUUGGGCUUUUUACUGGGCAUGGACAUACAGUGGUUAUUCUGGAGAUAUAUCUCCCAACUCAACAUUAGAGCUCUUGAUGGGAAAGGAGGGUGCUGUACUUAUUGAUGUUCGGCCCGAGGUUCUUAGAGAAACUGAUGGCAUUCCUGACCUUCGGCGUGCUGCUCGUUUUCGUUAUUCAAGUGUAUCCCUACCUGAGGUUGAUGGCUCUUUGAGGAAACUCCUAAGAGGUGGUAGAAAUGUUGAAGACUCAUUAACUGCAGUUGUCAUUCGGAACUUGAAGAUAGUUCAGAAAUCAUACUUGGUCCAAGGUGGCUUCCAAUCUUGGGUGAAUCAGGGUCACCGUAUUAAGGAGCUCAAACCUGAGACAACACUUACUGUACUCAAAGAGGAAGCUGAGGCAAUACUGGAGGAGAUCAACCCUUCUCCUUUGCAACUUUUUGCUGCUGGUGUGGGUCUUGUGGCUGCAUUAUACGCACUUGUCGAGUGGGAGAAGACUUUACAAUUUAUUGGAGUCAUUGGCCUCGGCCAGACAAUUUACCGGCGGAUUGCUUCUUAUGAGGACUCAGAAGAUUUUAAGCAAGACCUGAGGUUGCUGCUUGCUCCGGUUAAAGUUGGAGCUGAAGCUUUUGCUUGGGCUGCUGGCAAAUUGGAAACGAAUGGCCUCAGGCUGCCGACAUCGCCUUCGUCCUCAGAUGUGCAAAAUCGGGUCCUACAGGCUGCUGCAAGGCAUGAAUCUCAGCCGUCCGAUGAUCCUGAAAUCGAAAACCUUCCUGCAGAAUCGCUCUCUGCCGCCAGCGAGAGUGCCAAUCUCUCUGAAGCAUGAAGGGGUCGAUUUUCCUUGCGAAAAGUAAUUCUCUUUAUCAAAGAUUUCGUAGCCUGUGAAUGAUUCGUGAAACUGAAUACACUUAGAAGAGCGAAAUGAAAUACAAUGUACUUAAAAAACCUUACCAUGUAAUAUGAUUAAAGUUGAUGUAUUUUUUU
This is a messenger RNA of Syzygium oleosum, 2436 nucleotides long. RefSeq lists its product as uncharacterized. NCBI's taxonomy places the organism in Eukaryota, Viridiplantae, Streptophyta, Magnoliopsida, Myrtales, Myrtaceae. The transcript is spliced from 12 exons. Gene Ontology annotation, biological process: regulation of stomatal closure; de-etiolation; cellular response to calcium ion. The record is from RefSeq and is a predicted model, not a curated record. The coding region runs from base 419 to 2278 and encodes 619 amino acids.